GGCGACGCGCCGUGUCCGGCUGCAGCGAUCUCUACUCGCAGGCAAAAACACGGAUUUAAAGUUUGCGGAUUGUGUAUUUGACUCGUGAAAUUGACGUGGGACAAGUUCGGCCUUUCCGUGGGAUAGUUCUGCUGCAACUUGCGCGCUUUUGCUCGUGUUACACUUGAGUUUUCUGUCUGUGGAUAUGGACAGAAGAGAGCCCGCUGCAGGGGAAGAAGACGCGCCGGUGGAAACCUUCGUCUGAGCGGGGAUUUGAUGAAGCCCUGUGGGCCUUCUUGUGCUUGUUUUCACGGACUUGGAUUUAGAGACGCAGAACCAGGACCUUUGAGUCGCAUUUCUUGCCCGACACUUGGUUUCAACGACAACGCGCUGCGCGAAACAUGGAAACAGUAGCGCGACAGAGUUUCCAGCCUCACCCGGGACUGCAACAAACUCUCAAACAGUUUCACCUGAGCUCCAUGAUCUCCCUCGGAGGACCGGCCGCGUUCUCGGCCAGGUGGCAACACGAUUUGCUCUUCAAGAAGGACGGUAAAGACAUCCCGGAGCCCGUGCUGCACCUCCCCCCGAUGCAGCCUCCUCCGGUGAUGCCCGGGCCGCUCUUCAUCCCGUCCGACCGCUCAACCGAGAGGUGCGAGACGGUCCUGGAGGGUGAGACCAUCUCGUGCUUCGUGGUGGGCGGCGAGAAGCGCCUGUGCCUGCCGCAGAUCCUCAACACGGUGCUGCGGGAUUUCUCGCUCCAGCAGAUCAACUCUGUGUGCGACGACCUGCACAUCUACUGCUCGCGCUGCACCGCCGACCAGCUGGAGAUCCUGAAGGUGAUGGGCAUCCUGCCGUUUGCCGCGCCGUCCUGCGGGCUCAUCACCAAGACGGACGCGGAGCGGCUAUGCAACGCGCUCAUCUAUGGGGGCACGUACCCGCCGCACUCCAAGAAGGAGCUGUACGGCUCUAUUGAGCUGGAACUCACCGAGAAGAGCUUCAAGAUCUACCACGAGUGCUUCGGGAAGUGUAAGGGUCUGCUGGUCCCGGAGCUCUACACAAGUCCCAACGCGCCCUGCAUCCAAUGCAUGGACUGCAGGCUCAUGUACCCGACCCAUAAAUUCGUGGUGCACAGUCACAAAUCGCUGGAGAACAGGACUUGCCAUUGGGGCUUUGACUCGGCCAACUGGAGGGCGUAUGUGCUCCUGAGUCCGGAUUACACGGGGAAAGAGGAGAAAGCGCGUCUGGAGCAGCUCCUGGAUGACAUUAAGGAGAAAUUUGAUUUCUCCAAUAAAUACAAGCGGAAAGCAUCACAUGAGUCGAUUUGUGC
This is a messenger RNA of Danio rerio (zebrafish), 1306 nucleotides long. It is a transcript of the gene skia, whose product is annotated as SKI proto-oncogene a. The record is from RefSeq and is marked validated. Gene Ontology annotation, cellular component: nucleus. Gene Ontology annotation, molecular function: SMAD binding. Lineage: Eukaryota; Metazoa; Chordata; Actinopteri; Cypriniformes; Danionidae.